GUCUGGAGACCCACCCCUUGGCUCACCACGCACCUCCCCAUCCCCACUGGGUGUGGAGGAGCUCCACAGUUAUUCCUACACACACUGAAGCAACUGGCAGUGCCGGGCUGCCUCUGAUGCCAUGGCUUCGGGGACAGAGCAGCAAUGUGGCAGCCUCACUGUCUUCAGCAAGGAGGACUUCGAGGAGGACUGGGUGAAAGUGGCCAGUGGGGGCUUUGGGUGCGUGUACCAGGUCAAGCACAAGAAGUGGAGGACGGUCUAUGCGGUGAAAUGCUCCCCGUACCUGCUGCACGACCCUGGCGCAGAGAGAACUAGUGUGAACUGUCUAAUGGAAGAAGCAACCAAGAUGGAGAAAAUAAAAUUCCAGCACAUUGUAACUAUCUACGGGGUCUGCAACAGCCCUCUGGGCAUAGUGAUGGAAUACAUGGCCAGAGGGUCCUUGGAGAAAAUCCUGCCCACUCACAAAAUGUCAUGGCAGCUCAAGUUCCGGGUUAUCCAUGAGAUGGGCUUGGCUAUGAAUUUCCUGCACAGCAUGACACCUCCUUUGCUUCACUUAGACCUAAAGCCAGGGAACAUCCUCCUUGAUGGGAAUAUGCAUGUCAAGAUCUCAGACUUUGGGCUCUCCAAAUGGAUGGAGCAGUCAAGCCGAAUGCAAUAUAUUGAAAGCUCUGCUUUGAGGGGCACUUUGAGCUACAUUCCCCCAGAAAUGUUUCUGCAGAACACCAAGCCUCCAGGAAUCAAAUAUGACGUGUACAGCUUUGGAAUUGUCAUUUGGGAGGUGCUUAUGCAGAAGAAGCCUUAUGCAGGAGCCAACAUGAUGGCCAUCAUCGUCAAGGUAGCAGCAGGCAAGAGGCCCUGCCUGGAACCCAUCAGUGACGACUGGCCAGGGGAAUGCCAGCAGAUGGUGGACUUGAUGAAGAGGUGCUGGGAUCAAGACCCUAAGCAAAGACCGAGCUUUACAGAUAUCCCUGUAGAAACAGACAUGCUGCUGUCACUGAUACAAAGCCUUGUUGUGGAUCCGGAGAACGAGCGCCUUGUCAGAAAGAUGUCCCACAGACCUGCCAUUGCUGGGAACCAGCAGAGUGACAAAGAAGAGCUUAUCUUCUCUCAAGACGCCAGAGCCAGUGGAACCGGUCACCAGGAGGUUCACGGCCCACCUUCUCACAGUGAGAUGGAAAGCCCAGAGGACAUCCUGUAUCAGGAGAUCUGGAGAGUUCAUGAGAACGGCCUCACACUGCUUCACUUCGUGGUGAUCCAAGGAAACGUGGAAAAGGUGAAGUUUCUCCUGAGCUGCAAAGCCAAUGUGAACAGCCAGGCGGUCUGUGGCUACACCCCACUCAUCGUGGCUGUUCAGAAGAGAUCACCAGAGAUCUGCUCGGUGCUGAUAGAGCACGGUGCGGACACCAACAUGCCCGAUGAGGAUGGCUGGACACCUCUUCACUUCGCUGCUCAGAAUGGUGAUGACCGAAUUGUUCGCCUCUUGCUGGACCACCAGGCUCAUGUCAACGCUCAGGAGCACGACGGGUGGACCCCUCUGCACUUGGCAUCCCAGAACAACUUUGAGAAUGUGGCCCGAGUGCUGCUCUCUCGCCAGGCUGACUCCAACACCCAAGAGGUGGAUGGGAAAACCGCCCUCCAUGUGGCAGCCUGCUUUGGGCACGUCGGCCUGGUGAAGCUCCUCGCCAGUCAGGGAGCAGACCUGGAGAAGAAGCAGAAGAACCACAGGACUCCACUCCACGUGGCUGUGGAGAGAGGGAAGUUCAGGGUAGUCCACUAUUUGCUGAAUAACGGGGCCUGUGUCAACAGCCUGGACCAAAACCAUUACAGCGCCCUGCACCUGGCCGUGGUGAGGGGGAAAUAUCUCAUCUGCGAGAAACUCAUCAAGUACGGAGCCAACGUCGAGCUGCGGACGGACAAAGGCUGGACCCCCCUGCACCUGGCUUCAUUCAAAGGACACAUCGAGAUCAUCCACCUGCUGAAAGACAGCUGUGCCAAGCUGAACGUCAGGGGAAGCAUGGGCUGGACACCGCUGCAUUUGGCCACGCGCUACAGUGAAGAGCCGGUGGUCAGCGAGCUGCUGAGGUGUGGGGCAGACCCCAACAUCACUGAGAAGUCCGAGUGGGCCCCCCUGCAUUUUGCAGUGCAGCGGGGCUCUUUUCUGACUGUCAUCAAUCUCCUGGAGUGCAGGGCAGACGUCAAUGUGAAGAACAAAGUGGGCUGGACACCGCUGCACCUCGCCGUCCUCAAGGGCAACAUGGCCAUUAUAAAGACCUUGAUUAAGGCUGGUGCUCUGCUCAAUGUGGAAGAUAUUACUGGCUGCACGGCCCUCCAGUUGGCAAUUAGGCACCAGAAAGAAAACAUCAUUACGUUGCUCCAAGGCAAGGAUUCGCAGAUGAAUACAUUGCAGAAUAGGACCCUGGUGAAUGAUGUUCAGAUUUCAAGACCCAGAACUGUUCCAAGAAGGACAGAUUUGUAG
Messenger RNA from Lagopus leucura (white-tailed ptarmigan), 2476 nucleotides. It is a transcript of the gene ANKK1, whose product is annotated as ankyrin repeat and kinase domain containing 1. The record is from RefSeq and is a predicted model, not a curated record. Lineage: Eukaryota; Metazoa; Chordata; Aves; Galliformes; Phasianidae. The transcript is spliced from 8 exons. The annotation marks the transcript as partial. Gene Ontology annotation, biological process: protein phosphorylation. Gene Ontology annotation, molecular function: ATP binding; protein kinase activity; protein binding. Gene Ontology annotation, cellular component: cytoplasm.